Molecule: messenger RNA, 3699 nt
Organism: Onychostoma macrolepis
Lineage: Eukaryota; Metazoa; Chordata; Actinopteri; Cypriniformes; Cyprinidae
Exons: 2
Coding region: 1182-1751 (189 amino acids)
Source: RefSeq, a predicted model, not a curated record
ACUAGUAAAAUAAGGAAUACAAGUUUACAUUUAGUUUAUCAAAAAUACAGUAAAAAUAUUAAUACAUUGAAAUACUAUUACAUUUUAAAAUGUAAUUUAUUCCUGUGAUGGCAAAGCUAAAUUUUCAGCAGGUUCACCAGAAAUCAUUUUAAUAUGCUGAUUUGCUGCUCAAGGAACAUUUCUUAUUAUUAAAGUUAUAAAUGGUUGUGCUUCAUUAUGUGUUUUUUGUUUGUUUGUUUUGAAAACUGAUACUUUUUUCAGGAUUCUUUGGUGAAUCGAAAGUUGAAAAGAACAGCAGUUAUUUAAAAUUGAAAUCUUUUGUAACAUUAAAAAAAAAUGUUUUACUGUCACUUUUAAAUUAAAGGCAGCUUUGUUGAAUGAAAUAAUUAAUUUAUUAAAAUAAAUCAUACGCUAAGUUCUUUUACACAAACUUGAAAUAUUAAAAUUCAUGUUAUUUUUUUAAUGACAUAUUUCUAAUUAUUUUUGCUAAAACAUUAUACAUAUAAAAUAUUUCCUUAAGUAUUAACCUUUGGAUCUGAGAUGCUUAUUCGACUUUAAAAUGAUACAUUAAUUAAAGUCACAAAAAGUAAACAGUACUGUAAAAAAAUGUCAACAAACUUUAAUGUGUUUAUAUGUUUAUAUGAGCCAGAUUUGUUUGUGCCCCUGAUGGCAAGCCUGCGUUUUUUUGAUAAGUCGGUUCUUUCCUUUCACAUGAGAAUUCUUCUGCGAAACAGACCAACAUCCUUUGCCAGUUUCCUGUAACCAUAGAGAUAGUGAGUUCAGCCAAUCCCCAGCCAGGACUGAGUGGAAUGUUUUCCUGAACUCUCUAUGAAUUUCCUUCCACGACAAACGCUCUCUCCCACAUUUUUAGAGCACAGCUCUCAAUCGUUACCCUCGUCGGGAAUACGUCUAUGGAAUUCUGUGGAAAAAUGCUGUUUUAAUUGAGCACCAGGAGUCGCCAUCAGGCCCCGAUCCAACUCCUGGGAUUGCAAACCAUGUUCUCCAGAACAGAUGUUCAGCAACGGUCGACUGCAUUUGCCUCUGCUGAGACACUUCCAAAAUUGGGGUUUGCAGAAAUGCCAUAGAAGAACCAUUUUGGUUCCCCAAAGAGCAGUUUUUCCAUUGUAAAAAAACCUUUUCUGGAACCAUAGAUACCAAUAGAGUGUGUGGCUGAGAAACACAUGUCUGGAUUGACAGGAGCUAUGACCACUGAAAGUACAGACAGAUCCCUGAUAGUUUUCCCUAAUGUUCCUCUCAGGAAGACAUCUUCUGUGAAUCAGUCAUCCAUAGGCUGUAGGACUUCAAAUCUGCCUGAUGUUUGCUGGGACUUUGAGCUUAGUUUGGCUGUGGUGUUGAUGGUCUUGGCUGGGAUUUUGAUCUUGGCAUUGCUGUACUGGGUGCUCCUGCUGCGCCACAGGCUCCGCGUCGCUCAGGCUGGGAACACUCUGGAAUACUUUGGUUUCUACCACAUGGCUCAGUAUGAUCUAAAAGAGCUGCCCGUAGUGACCCCUUCUCUUCCCUCCCCACCUCCACCUGUUCCUCCACCUCCUCCUCUUCACGUCACUCCACCUCCACCGCCCGUGUUGUAUAUGUCCACCCCCAUCAUCCACACCACCCCACCCAGCCCUCACCCGUCAUGUGGAGCCAGCUCGGACGCAGAGGUGUAUUCGCGGAUCGGAGUCCUUCGACCCACAAGACCCUCCAGUGUGAGUCAGACCCAGGUGAUCCUGUUUGAACACUCUGCUCUUUGACGGACUGAUGCUUUCAAGUACAAGCACAGCUGUCUUCAUUUCAGCUGUUUAAAGUCGUGUGGAUAUUUUGGGCUGUUUUGUCUUAUUUAAAGUGUCUGGGGUAGAUCAGACAAUCACUCUCUUUUUUAAGUACGUUCAUGUUUUUUUUUAGAUGUGUUACAUUUAAAAGCUUUCAUAUGUGUUUCCUAUGUUAGGAAAAGUAACAGGAAAAGGGUUUGUUUUGAAACAAACAUAUUGCUCUUUUUCCUGAAUCUGCCUUUGUAAUUUCCUUUAAAGGGUGGGAUUUCCUGAGGAGACUUUCCAUUGCUUUGUUCCUCUCUGCCUCUUAGGAUUUUAAUGUUCAAUGUUCUUUUACUCUCACUGUCUUAGCAAAUAUACUUUAGGUUAAUAUCAAAUAAAUAAGUCUAAAAAUAAUUCCGUAUUAUAAAAUAAAUAAAUGUAUACACACACUACCAUUAAAAAGUUUGAGGUUGGUGUGAUUUUUUAUUUUAUUUUAUUUUUUUGAAAGAAGCUUCCUAUGCUCACAGGGCUGUAUCAGUGAAAUCAGUCAAAUAUUGUGACAUAUUUUCUAUUUUAAACUAUAAUUUAUUCCUUCCUGUGACUGCAAAGCAGAGUUUUCAGCAGCCAUUACUCUUUAGUGUCACAUGAUCCUUUUAAUAUGCUGAUUUGGGUCUGAAGAAACAAUUUUUAUUAUUAUCAAUGUUGAAAAUGUUUUCUUAAAACCAUAAUUCUGUAACCAAAACACAGUAAAUAAAUGCUUCAGUUGCAGUAGCUGUGUAAAUUACAACACAUCGCAGCUGUGCCCUGUGUCGUCUCUGAAAUGAAUAUGUUGUUCAUGUACAAACAUUCUAAGGCCACAAAGUGUAUCUGAAUAAUUGAUGACCCUCUACCAUUUCCUUUUCUCAUAAUGUAUAAUUUAGCAUUGUGAAAUAGCUGCGGGAGGAAUAUGAUAAUUGUGGAGCAAAAGUUCACGACCUUGUUUUUGAACUGAAAACUUGCAGUGGAUUUUAUAUUUUACUCAGUGAAUAUAAGUGGUCUAAAUAAUAUUUUCCAAACAUUUGAUGUAUUUAAAUCAACGAUUAAGACAUUGUAUGCUAUUCACAGCUAUAAUAUGACUUAAUUAUUCAGUCAUAGUUAAUUUGAUGUGCAAGUUCUAUUGUCCUGUUUAAUUGCUGUAUAGGUCUGCCUGUGUAUAUGAUAAAAGAAAGCGGUCAUUUUUGUUUAGAAAAUGAGUUUGCAAUGAUACUCUUAAUUUCAAUAUCACUUUUGAUUGUCUGCAAAAACAUACCAGAACAAAAAAAAAAAAAACAGAUUAGAACAUAUUUCUCUGACGUGUCUUUAAGCAAACAAAAUUUGUCACUUGAAGUGUUUGUCAAAAUAAAGCAAUAUAUUUUUCAACACUGAGAAUAUUUUAUGGAUAAUAUAGGAGUCAGUUCCAUCCAAUAUUGCAUAUGUGCAUGAUUGCAUGCGUGAGUGUCUUUUAUUUUUACACCAAGCUGCAUGUUUGUGCUUUGUGCUUGACAGUCUAAAACUUUUGAUAGUAGGAAACAAGAAAAUACAUAAAAUGAACAAACUAUAUUUUGCAGUAGUGAAAAUAUACUGCAUUUUUGGUGCCACAAACACAAAAAGUGUCUCCUAUGAAGCAGAUGUGACUUUGAUUCUAGUAUCAUGUACCGAUCCCACUUUCCCUCGCCUUCAUUUCCUGUCUCCUCUCAACUGUCUCUUUCAUUAAAAAUGGCAAAAAGCCCAAACCUAAAAUAGCAAUAAACAAUAAAUUUCAAUUUUGUGGAAUACUGCCUGUUCCUGUCUGCUUUCUCAUAUGUGGAAAGCUUUUCUUCUGUCCUGAUUUUGAAUGAAGUGUUUUGGAAAUCUUACCUUUCAUAUGUCCUCUAACUGAAGUUGGAAUACUAGCACCUGCCACCUCUGGGAAAGCGUUCAUUGACAUACA